CAAACUUGGAUCAUCGAUAUGUGUCGUUCCAUCGAAGGUUACCAACGCUUUUUACCUGCAAUAUUUCAACAGCAUGGUGCUGCCACUUGGACUGUUACACGACCCGCUCUUUUCGUUGAAGACGCCCAGCUAUCUCGGUCUAGGCACUCUUGGGUUCAUCGUCGCUCACGAAAUCAUGCACGGUUUCGAUAAUUCCGGCGUCGAGUUUGACGAAGACGGCGUCCGACGCAAUCUUCUCAGUCCACCUUCACAACUGAAAUUCCAACAGAAAAUGAAUUGCAUGAGCAAUCAGUUCUCCAGCGCCUUCCGGACCGAGUAUUUAAUCAACGGGAAAAGCGUCGUUCUCAAGGUGGAUGGAGAGUUGACUUUAAACGAGAAUGUCGCAGAUUUGGGAGCCAUUAAAGCCAUUGUUGCAACACGGGCUAGAAUGGACCGCGAGUCACCCGCAGCUAAUCUACCCGGCUUGAAUUAUACUCACGAGCAAAUCAUGCUGAUCAACGCCGCUCAGGCCUACUGUGCCCUGAUUACUCCGCAAGCGUACGCUCUGAUUCUCGGUAUGGACGAACACGCUCCGCCACACGAUAGAGUCAACGGUUUCAUGAUGAACUUGCCGGAUUACGGGCGAAUUUUCAACUGCCCGGUGGGUUCGCGUCUCAACCCCAAAACGAAAUGCUCCGUCUGGUAGACGCUCUUCUCAGGACCGAGUUUGAUAUACCUAGAUCAUUUAAUUUGUGAUUACAAUCAUCCUCCUAUGUAAAUAGAAAAUUUCAUUU
This is a messenger RNA of Daphnia pulex (common water flea), 773 nucleotides long. Its product is annotated as neprilysin-3-like. Gene Ontology annotation, cellular component: plasma membrane. Gene Ontology annotation, biological process: protein processing. The record is from RefSeq and is a predicted model, not a curated record. NCBI's taxonomy places the organism in Eukaryota, Metazoa, Arthropoda, Branchiopoda, Diplostraca, Daphniidae. The transcript has 5 exons. Bases 74 to 685 code for a protein of 203 amino acids. Gene Ontology annotation, molecular function: metalloendopeptidase activity.